This is a messenger RNA of Gallus gallus (chicken), 1316 nucleotides long. It is a transcript of the gene PNPO, whose product is annotated as pyridoxamine 5'-phosphate oxidase. Gene Ontology annotation, molecular function: pyridoxamine phosphate oxidase activity; FMN binding. Gene Ontology annotation, biological process: pyridoxal 5'-phosphate biosynthetic process; pyridoxine biosynthetic process. The transcript is spliced from 7 exons. The annotation marks the transcript as partial. The record is from RefSeq and is a predicted model, not a curated record. Lineage: Eukaryota; Metazoa; Chordata; Aves; Galliformes; Phasianidae.
UCGGCGGGGGGCGGGGAUAUAGCGGAGCGCGGGGUUCAGCGCCGCUCAGUUCGGCGCCGCUCCGCUGCCGUCGCCAUGGAUUUGGGGCCGCUCAGGAAGGGCUACCGCGGGGACGAGGAGGCCUUCGAGGAGCGGCACCUGUCCUCCCGGCACCCCAUCGAGCAGUUCGCGGCCUGGUUCACGGAGGCGGCGCGGUGCCCGGCGGUGGGGGAGGCCAACGCCAUGUGCCUGGCCACGUGCAGCGGGGACGGGAGGCCGUCGGCCCGCAUGGUGCUGCUGAAGGGCUUCGGGUGCGACGGGUUUCGUUUCUUCACCAACUACGAGAGCCGCAAAGGGAGGGAGUUGGAUGCCAACCCCUUCGCUUCUGUUGUCUUCUAUUGGGAGCCCCUCCACCGACAGGUACGGAUUGAGGGCUCAGUGAAGCGGCUGUCAGAGGAGGAAUCGGAGCAGUACUUCCACUCCCGCCCUAAGGGCAGCCAGAUUGGGGCAGUCGUCAGCCGGCAGAGCACCGUCAUCCCGGACAGAGAGUAUCUGAGGAAGAAGAACGCGGAGUUGGAGGAGCAAUACCGGGACACGGCAGUGCCAAAGCCAUCUUACUGGGGAGGCUACAUCCUGCAGCCGGAGGUGAUGGAGUUCUGGCAGGGCCAAACCAACCGCCUGCACGACCGCAUCGUCUUUCGACGCCCCCGGGACGGCGCAGCCCCCCUGGGACAAAUGGCACAUCAGGGUGAGGACGGGUGGGUGUAUGAACGCCUUUCCCCAUGAAGCUGCAUGUUCCUGGCUGCGCUCACCUGGCUGGCAGUGUUUCCCUGUGCCAAAUCCCCCCCCCUGGGGAGCUGCAGCCUCGUUCUGCCCUUCCCUGGCGGUGCUGGGGGGGCUCAGUUCAGCCCCAGAGAACUCAGAUCCCGUUGUGCUCACAGCAGGCAGAGGCAGGUCGGUCCCACAGCCCCCCCCUGCUUCCCCCUGCCAGCGUGUGAGUAGCAAUUGCCCUUGGGGGCUGGUGUUAAUUAAUCACGUGAAUGACUGUGGAAGGGCACUGGUGAAUCCCCUGCCCUCACCCUGCCCUGCUGCUGGAACCAAUCACGCCUUGUGUUUUAGCUAGAAUCAUGCCUUUUGCUCGGUCUGUGCAAUAACUUCUUUAAUUGUGGCUCUGAUAUUGCUGGGAGCACUCUUGGCUGUGUGUGUGUGUGUGUGUGUGUGUGUCACCACCUGUGUGUUCCAUCUCCGUGGGGCUUUGGGACCCCGAUCCUCACCCCGUCUGUACCGGCACCACUCCCUGCCUGUACAUGGAAACAAUAAAGUCCCAUCGGAGCGGA